AAUCCUGUUUAAACUACUUGGUUGUUCGUUUUUUUUCCGGGAAAAAAUGCGGCGGCCGUCUCCGAUCAGCAAGAAAGAGGUGGUAUUGAAGAGAGGACCAUGGGACGAGGAAGAAGACAAAUUACUGACUGCUUACAUUCAAAAACACGGCGUCGGUUGCUGGACUUCCUUGCCUCAGAGAGCCGGACUCCAACGAUGUGGGAAGAGCUGUCGAUUGAGGUGGAUCAACUACUUAAGCCCAGAUAUCAAGAGAGGAAAGUUUAGUUUACAGGAAGAACAAACUAUAAUUCAACUCCAUGCCCUUAUUGGAAACAGGUGGUCAGCAAUGGCGGCACACUUGCCGAAGAGAACGGACAAUGAGAUCAAGAACCAUUGGAACACACAUCUCAAGAAAAGGCUGAUCCGAAUGGGCAUUGAUCCCAUGACUCACCGAACUCGUACAGAUGCCGGUCGAGACAAAGACGGUUCGAAUCUAAGCCACAUGGCUCAAUGGGAGAGUGCUCGUCUCGAGGCUGAAGCCCGGUUGGUCCGUGAGUCGUGCUCAAAACGACAUCCAAUAACCCAACACACCCGCUCCUCCUGGAAUCGACUCACGGGGAGUACCAGACAUAGGUGCCCUGACGUACUCAAAGCGUGGCAAGGUCUAGUUGCCGGUAUGUUUGUUUUCCCGACCUCAACGUCGGCCGAGGUAAAAACAGCGAUGGAGAAUGCAGAGGAGUUGCAGGGCAUGAUGGGUUCAAGCGAUGUCGAUUAUGAUGCAUGGUUUGAGUUUGAACCUGUUCCAAAUAUAGUGGAGGGUUUAGCAGAUGCUUUUGCUUUGAGUUAUCCAUCGAUGGAUGUGGAGCAAUCAACAGUCCAAAGUUGCAGUGCGGACGCAGUACUACUAUAAAAUAAUGA
Messenger RNA from Hibiscus syriacus, 897 nucleotides. Its product is annotated as transcription factor MYB106-like. Bases 47 to 889 code for a protein of 280 amino acids. The transcript is spliced from 3 exons. Lineage: Eukaryota; Viridiplantae; Streptophyta; Magnoliopsida; Malvales; Malvaceae. The record is from RefSeq and is a predicted model, not a curated record.